AUGGCAACGAAUAUGGACCUGAACCCCGUCUCUUCUGUGGCAUUCGGCAAGACAGAAGUCGGUGUUCACGGGCAAGCAGGUUUUGCAACUGUCGAACAGGGUAAUACCAUUCCCACAAGUGGAGAGCGCAAGACCACUACACGCCUUGAAUACUGGGCUUUCUGUCUGUACAACUGGGCCGGAACUGGAGUCGGUGUGGGCAACUAUGCCGGUGCCCUGCAACAAAGCCUCACGGAGCUGGCCUUUCCAAGCGGCUACUUGAAUUGGGGUGGCCAGAGAACAUCCGUCAACUCUUUUAUCCUCGAUAUUAGCGGCAUCACCUUCGCCGUCCAGCUGGUCGUGCUUCUUAUGACUGGACCGUACGCCGACUAUGGCUCGUGGAGACCAUGGAUUCUCAUAUUCUGGACCGUCGUCGCCGUCGCUAGUUCGUUCGCCUUCUUUGGCUUCACCCAGCCAUCAACCUGGGCCCUGGCUUCAGGGUUCUACAUCUUGGGAAAUGUAGCCCUCACUGCCACGGGGGCUUUCUAUCUCGCCGCGUUCCCCAACUUAGUGCGAGACCUUCCUAAGAUGCAGGAGUCGGAGCGUCAAGUUCUUCAGGGUGCAAAGAGUCCUGAAGCGCAUGCGGACCUCGAGACAAUGGAGCGCUCUAAGAUAUCGAACAUCAGCUUCAUAUUUUCCGGAUUCGGCUCCUGCGUGUCCAUCGCGCUUGCCUUUGCGAUCUCGUAUGGUAUAGGAUACCAGACUCAGGAACAAGACAACAAAGUGUAUGCCAUUACGAUCGGCUACUUCGGUAUCUUGUGGAUUGUCACCUCUGUGCCGUGGUUUCUGGUCGAGCAGUACCGGCCCGGUCAGAAGCUGCCUCCCGGGACGAACUGGCUCACAGUCGGCCCGAAGCAGGUGUGGGAGGCCGCCAAGAAUGUCACACAUCUCAAGCAGACAUUCAUCUACAUCGCCGCAUACUUCCUGAUCAAUGACUCGAUAAACACAUCGGGCACUGUGGUCAACAUUCUCCAGAACAACGCCAUCGAGUUCGACACGGUGACUUACAGUGGACUUUUCUGUGUCGUGUAUGGAACCGUCUUUAUCGGCCUGUUCGGCAACAUGUGGAUCCAGAAAUUUUUCAACAUUUCACCGAGAUGGAUGUACUUCUGGAACUCCGCGGCCGGUGUCUUUAUCUCCCUCUGGGGCGUGGUCGGUAUCUGGACGCACAAGAUCGGCUACCACAACGUUUGGGAGUUCUGGUUCUACCAAGCCUGGACAGGUGGCGCCUCGGCGGGUGUGCAAUCCUAUGCGGCGACCGUGAUGGCUGAAGUCUCGCCUGCUCCUAAGAUGUACAUCUUCUUCGCACUCUUCAACACCCUCGGCAAGACUUCGGGCUUCAUUGGACCGUACAUUGUCAGCGCUAUUGCAAACGAUGCCCAUGGCAAUAACAAUGUGGGCUUCUACUUCACCUUCUUCACUGGCUUGGUCGGGCUUAUCUUGCUGUUAUUCUUGGAUACCGACAAGGCGAAGGAGGAUAACGCCAAGUAUCUUGAGAAGGAGCCUUACAUAGUCUAG
Messenger RNA from Zasmidium cellare ATCC 36951, 1557 nucleotides. RefSeq lists its product as uncharacterized. Lineage: Eukaryota; Fungi; Ascomycota; Dothideomycetes; Mycosphaerellales; Mycosphaerellaceae. The record is from RefSeq and is a predicted model, not a curated record. The transcript is spliced from 5 exons. Bases 1 to 1557 code for a protein of 518 amino acids.